CACCCACACAGACGCGAGGUCCCGCCCCAAACGGCAGGAAGCAGGGGGGUGUGACCCUCCGACCCUGGUCAUCAAGGAAGCGAUCUAGAGAAGUUUGAUGAAAAAUUUGAGGUCCACCUUUGGACCACCUGUUGGCGUGUUGGCUGGGUUACCUGGCAUGAACAGGUCCGGUCGGUCCCAGUGGUCAGGGUGGUGAUGGAUGGCCCACAUGUUGACCAACACUCGAGUCCCGCGGCGGAUUGCGUGACAUCCGAUUCUAUGAUUUUCAUCCAAACAGGUGUCUCCAUGGAAACAACAACACAAACGCACACACACUCGGUGGAUGUAUCCGCAGUGGGCGUCACAUGUACUGCCGCAGUGAGGAAAGCCCGCCGCUCCUUUUAUGGCGCGGGGAUGCCCGCCGUCACCACAGGAAGUCAGCCAUGUUUGGGCAUUCUCGACAUGCACGGAGGGGGGAAUCCCUGGCGCCAAUGAGGUGGUGCCAGCGUUGCCACGGAGACGGAGGGUAUAAAAGGGCUGGCGAGCACAGGAGCUCGGCAUCCUCAGCACCGAGCGAGCGCAGCGACGCGAACCCCGGACACACCACACCGCCUGAAAACCGUUCGAAGGGAAUUCCCACCUCUCUUUUGACCGUCAUGCUUGCCGAGCGCCACUGCAGCUUCCUGUCCGACUUCGAGGACGCGUGCAGCGCUUGGGUGAACAGCGUGGAAUCCGACCGCUGCGACGUCAACGAGGCCGACCCAGCAGUUGUCUCACCGGGAACUGACGCUUCCGACUCAGAUUUCUUCUCCGACUUCAGUGACUCAGAUUCGCUCUCGCCCUCCCUCGACUUCAGCGGCAGCUUCCUUCCCGAACCGACUACGGUGUCAGCGGUGGGCCUGAGCAGCACCGCGGACGCCAUCCUCAACAUGAUCACAGAGAUCGUUGGAAUCUGCACUGAAAUGGAGCAGCGAGAGGACACUGCCUACCCUCCGGUGACCACGGUCAAGAGCGAGCCGGCCAGCUCCAGCUGCGGGGUCGACUACCUCGCAACGCCGGCCGCUCCAGAUUUCUUCGAGGCUCUGCUGAGGCAAGACAGCGGCCAGGGCGAGACCAAGGCGUUGGAGGUCAAGCAGGAAGUGGUGGCACCGGAGGACUGGAUGAAGAACUGGAGGGUUGGCACUGAGGCAGACCACGUCAAAAUGGAGGUCGACCUCCACUGUCCCGCCCAUUCCACCCUGGACUCCGAUCUCUUGUCAUCCCUCCUGCAGGGUGCCUUCCCAACCGUGCACCUGAGCAGCGUGUCAACCGGCGCCAAAGUGUCCCGGAAGGGCCGCAGGGCUCUUGGCAAAAGCGGCGUAAAAGCCAAGGCGUUCCCGUGCUUCGUGGAGGGCUGCGAGCGCCGCUUCUCCCGUUCGGACGAACUCAACAGGCACGUGCGCGUCCACACAGGACAGAAGCCCUUCCAGUGCGCUGUGUGCGCGCGGAGCUUCAGCCGCAGCGACCACCUGACCACGCACAUGCGCACGCACACGGGCGAGAAGCCCUUCUCCUGCGACGUGUGCGGCAAGCGCUUCGCACGCAGCGACGAGAGGAAGCGACACGGGCGCGUGCACGUCAAGCAGCAGCUCCGAGCACAGAUGAUGGCCGCCUAUUCGCUGGCUGUGAGCGCCGUGUGAGGCGCGGCGUGCAGAAGAGCGUGCCACAGCGGUGGCGUUGACAGAACCUUCGGGACCUGAACAUGGUCCACUUUUGGCCUCCUGGCGAGACACACGCGGGCCCGGCAGGUGCAUGCUGGGAGUCAGAAAAGGAGCUUGGACGAGACGUAUCGAUGUUCCUGCAUGAGGGUGAAAAGUGACGUGACCUCCUUGUUUGUACAAUAGCUCUCUAUUUUUCUAGAUGUUUCUAUACGUGUCCUGUGACUUUUCUAUGACUUGCACUGAUGCAUUGUGGGAUAUGUGUUUAAUGUCCCUGCUUGA
Messenger RNA from Phyllopteryx taeniolatus (common seadragon), 1958 nucleotides. Its product is annotated as early growth response protein 1-like. Gene Ontology annotation, molecular function: DNA-binding transcription factor activity, RNA polymerase II-specific; RNA polymerase II cis-regulatory region sequence-specific DNA binding. Bases 345 to 1658 code for a protein of 437 amino acids. Gene Ontology annotation, biological process: regulation of transcription by RNA polymerase II. The transcript has 3 exons. NCBI's taxonomy places the organism in Eukaryota, Metazoa, Chordata, Actinopteri, Syngnathiformes, Syngnathidae. The record is from RefSeq and is a predicted model, not a curated record.